GUGGACUAUAAAAGCUCUCUAAAGCGCGCGACCACCAAUUAUUUUACUGCGAUUUUGCUUUACGCACUCUACAACGACAACAACAACAACAAAAAAAGGAUCCACCAGUGGCCUUUCCUUACUCUGGAGGGCUGCUUCAACAUGAGCGGCGGACAGACGUAUGAGAAGAAGAUAGCGAGUAUUUUGACCGAUCUACCAGGAUCUAUGAGUUGCCACCCGAACUCCAAGGACUCUCCUACUCUCCCCGAGUCUUCGGUGACGGACAUGGGCUACUACAGCGGACAGACGGGGCCGAGCCAUCACGAAUAUUAUCAGAGUCAGGCGUACGGACAGCCCAUGAACUCUUAUCACCAUCAGUUUAAUCUGAACGGAAUGGGAGCUGCCGGAGCGUACGCGACCAAAUCUGAAUAUCCCUACACAAAUAGCUACAGACAGUUCGGACAUUACAACAGAGACCACCUGCAGGCCUCCCCUCCGUGCUCAGUGAAAGAAGAGCCAGAGCCUGAGGUCCGCAUGGUCAAUGGAAAACCGAAAAAGAUCCGCAAGCCGAGGACGAUCUACUCCAGCUACCAGCUCGCUGCUCUGCAGAGGCGUUUCCAGAAGGCGCAGUACCUCGCUCUACCCGAGAGAGCGGAGCUGGCGGCUCAGCUCGGCCUUACCCAGACACAGGUCAAGAUCUGGUUCCAGAACCGGAGGUCCAAGUUCAAGAAGCUGUACAAGAACGGCGAGGUUCCCCUGGAGCACAGUCCCAACGCCAGCGACUCCAUGGCCUGCAAUUCCCCGGCCUCCCCCGCAGUCUGGGAGAACAGCACCCCACAGAACACCCCCAUCAGCAGACCUCAGGUCCCGCAGCCGACUCACAGCUCGUCGCCGCCAUACCUGGAGGAUUAUAACAACCACUGGUACCAGCAGGGAUCACACCUACAGCACCCGGGCACCGUGCAUCACCCAGUCCCGCAGCAAAGCGUGGGAGCUGUUUAUUAACAAAGACUCGGCAGAUUUUUCUUCUCAAACGAAGCCUCUCCACAAUGACUCUGAGGAGCAAAGGUUGCCUGGACCGGGAGCAGGCCUGAAGGGGAACGUUGCUUUUGGUUUUCUGGAUGAUCAAAACUGUUUCAGAACUGGGGUUUCCAUUCACAAAGCACAUAAGGGAUUUCCUAUCACUUGUGGCAGCAUAUUUAACGGACAUCUGGCGUGUCUUUUUUUAAAUUAUUUAUCGCUUCUGUUAUAUUUCUUUCACUCCUUUUUGUAAACGAAUAUGCAAAGGUUUUUUUUAAACAAGUAGCUACAAACCGAAUAUUCACAACUGUGCAGUUAAUCCAUGCUGCAUUCGCAUCAAGCAUGCGGGUUUGUAGCGCGUCAAAAUAAGAACUCAGGUCAUAUUUAUAUGGAUUUGUACAAAACGUCGAAGGCUGUAAAUAUGUGUUUAUAUGCAGAACCACUAUGAUGAUAUUUGUUUGAAAUGGAACUGUGGUGCUUCAAAAACCAGUCAUAUUCAUGUAAUUAGUCCACCUGUUGCCUUCUUGUCAAUUGAAUAAAGUUGU
This is a messenger RNA of Anarrhichthys ocellatus (wolf-eel), 1544 nucleotides long. It is a transcript of the gene dlx3b, whose product is annotated as distal-less homeobox 3b. Bases 142 to 984 code for a protein of 280 amino acids. Gene Ontology annotation, biological process: epithelial cell differentiation; regulation of transcription by RNA polymerase II; embryo development. Gene Ontology annotation, molecular function: DNA-binding transcription factor activity, RNA polymerase II-specific; RNA polymerase II cis-regulatory region sequence-specific DNA binding. The record is from RefSeq and is a predicted model, not a curated record. Lineage: Eukaryota; Metazoa; Chordata; Actinopteri; Perciformes; Anarhichadidae. The transcript has 3 exons.